Molecule: messenger RNA, 770 nt
Organism: Hemicordylus capensis (graceful crag lizard)
Lineage: Eukaryota; Metazoa; Chordata; Lepidosauria; Squamata; Cordylidae
Gene: LCNL1
Product: lipocalin like 1
Exons: 7
Coding region: 18-578 (186 amino acids)
Molecular function (GO): small molecule binding
Source: RefSeq, a predicted model, not a curated record
UCGUCCUCUGUCCGUGCAUGAGACGUUCAAGCAUGCUGCCAGUUCUUACGGUGGUCCUCCUGUGGGCCGUCCGGUCUCAGGCUGAAGUCCCCGUGCAAGAAGAUUUUGAUCUUGAGAAGUUUGCAGGGACGUGGCACAUUAUGAGCGGGGUGUCCAACUGUCCCGUGUUCCAAGGCAUGAAGGAUUUGAUGAAAACUUCAGUCACCAUUGUUAAGCCCAUUCCGAACGGUGACAUGGAGAUAACCACUGGAUACCCUUUCCCUGAAGAAUGCAAGAAGGUGGUGCUGUAUUUUAAGAAGACUGACCAGCUUGGACACUUUACCCAAAAGGAUGAGAUGGCAAAGAGAGACGUGCGUGUGAUAGAAACAGACUAUUCCAACUUCGCCUUAUUCUACACCUACAAGGUGCCCAACGAGGAUGCCCCCAGCAACACCAUCCAGCUAUACACCAGAGAGCCCACGGUGAGCCCGGAAGUGAUGGAGAAGUUCAAGAAGCAUUAUCAUGAGAUCGGCCUCACUGAUGACAUGAUGGUCAUGUUGCCCAAGUCCGAUCUAUGCCUGAAGGCCUUGAGUGGCUGAGAAGAACCUGAUCCACCAGCAGACAGAGCAAUCCCCCUGCCGAGGCACCCAUGAAAUUGUCGCUGCUGAUCACACCUCACUCCCCACCCUCAACCCCACAACCUUUCCUCCUCCACUUUCUCUGUAAUGUGGGCCCCCCCUGCCUUGUCCACAACCCAUCUCUUUCUCCUGAAUUAAAAAGUGUUUCUUUGA